AAAAGAAAAAUUGAAGAUCAAACGAUGUCGCGAGGAAAAUCCGAUGAUUCGAGCAAUUUGAUGGAAAUUGAAAAUCACCAAUCGGCUACUAAGAAAGACGAAUUUACCGAGAGUUAUACGGAGAAUCUUACCCGGAGAUUAGGGGAGCUGGUGGCCGAGAGACGACGCGCCGCUGAGGCGCGUGUGGCUGAGGUGCAUGCACUUUUCGUGCAUUUGGAGGCUAAGCAGAAGGCACUCAGGAGGAGUGAGAUGGACAAGAAAUUGGCAGAUCCGGUCACCAACAAAAUCAUUAUUUCUGCAGCAGAACAAUUCGUGGAGGAUUACCAAAAUGCUUUGGACUCUGUGAGAGAGGAUUUCGCCAACUAUAUUUCAGCCGCCACGAACGAACCCCACCCGCCGCCGCCGCCACUGCCGCCGCAAAUCGCAUUCCCGGAGAUGCUACCACCAUCGCCGAUCCUCGACGCAAACUCGGUUGACUACGACGACGACGUGGCGGAGACGAGAUGCAACGAGCUGGAUUGCUAUCACGAGAAACAGAGUGCGGAGGCCGACCAGAUUAGAGAAUACGACAGGAGGGCGGCUGCGUUAUCGAAAGAAGCUGACCAAAACCGCCCGCCAUGGUACUCCGACGAUAUUGAGGAUACACUAGUCUUGUUUACGUACAAACUCAUAUGCGCAACCGAGGCUUGUACCGAUAAAUUGGGAGAUACGGGCGUUGUUAACCUAGCCACACAUGAAGCAUCCAUGCGGUGGCUCCAAGUGUUUCGACAACUCAUUGAUCAAUCGAAAGAUCACGAAGAUUAGUUAAAUUAGUAUAUUGUAGUAUACAUUGUUUAAUUUGUCCUAAUUAUUAGUGAUGCAGCAAGCAAAACAUCGAUAAAUUAAUAACCUCGUUUCAAUAAUAAUAUUUUUUCCUGGUCCCAACUAGCUAGAAGAUCGACCAUGUGUUGAAUUUUUUUUUCUUUCUAAAAUAAUAGAAUUUGGCUGGUCGAACUGUAAUUAUUAUUAAUAGAGGUUUAACUCUAUAUUAUGGUCUAGCUAGUGACUCAUCUUGGUUGCAAUAUUUGUAUUCUCACUGAUUUUCAGGUCUACCAAAAGAAGGUCACAUUUCAUAAUUUUUUUUAGUGAUACUAUUUGUAAUUAAUUAGUGAAUUAACUUAUAUAUCUAGCAAUUUUGAUGGUUAUAUAAUGAAAAAAAUGAUUGUGUUUUUAGUGAAAAGUUAUAAUUAAUAUUAGAAUUUUAUAUAUUUGUCAAUAAAGAAUUUAGACUUACAAUAUUUAUUUAUGUCAAAAGAAAUAGAACAUAAUAAUCACAAGGGUCAUAGUUAAAAAAAUAUUAUUGAUAAUUUUGUUAAUAUAUAAAUAUAUGUUCAACAAUUAUAAGGACUAAUACAAUAAAAUUACAUUAUUCAGAUACAAUACAUUUUCAGUUAUCAAACAAACUUAAACGUUCAGUGUUCUACAUUCCGACAUUGGUCUUAAUCAUUCAGCCAUGUAUUUAACAUUCAACGUUAAUCGAUUAAUUUUGUCAAACAUAAACUCAUAACAGUCAUUUACAUUUUGCACCGAUGUAAACAUUAUUUUCAUAUUUUACAAAUGGUUUAAUACUUCAACCCCAAAUUAAUACAACCAUAAAAGCAAACAUAGGUUUCAAAUUUGACCACUAAAUUGAAUCGUAACAUAUAUCCAACUUCAUUAAAUUCCUACCAAAAAAUACACAUAUAAAAAUACAUCUAGACCAUUACACAUUUCAUCAAAUCCAAAAGAAACA
This is a messenger RNA of Erythranthe guttata (spotted monkey flower), 1771 nucleotides long. RefSeq lists its product as uncharacterized. The record is from RefSeq and is a predicted model, not a curated record. Lineage: Eukaryota; Viridiplantae; Streptophyta; Magnoliopsida; Lamiales; Phrymaceae.